Molecule: messenger RNA, 528 nt
Organism: Styela clava
Lineage: Eukaryota; Metazoa; Chordata; Ascidiacea; Stolidobranchia; Styelidae
Product: large ribosomal subunit protein uL29-like
Biological process (GO): translation; maturation of LSU-rRNA from tricistronic rRNA transcript (SSU-rRNA, 5.8S rRNA, LSU-rRNA)
Cellular component (GO): cytosolic large ribosomal subunit; ribosome
Molecular function (GO): structural constituent of ribosome; mRNA binding
Source: RefSeq, a predicted model, not a curated record
CUUGGAUUUUUCUUUUCGGUCCACGCCGCUGUUUCUUUGGUUGCUUUUUUGUCGGUUAUCCGCCUAGAAGCGUAAAGAUUUACUAACAUGGCCAAGAUAAAGGCUAGAGAGCUUCGAGGGAAGUCCAAGGAGGAUUUACUGAAACAAUUAGAAGAGUUCAGACAGGAACUUUCAACAUUGCGGGUCGCAAAAGUUACUGGCGGACAGGCCUCAAAAUUAUCAAAAAUUAGGCUGGUACGCAAGAGCAUUGCUCGAGUAUUGACGGUCAUCAAUCAAACCCAAAAAGAUAAUUUGCGUAAACUCUUUAAAGGGAAGAAGUACAAACCUAAGGAUUUGAGACCCAAAAAGACUCGUGCACUCCGAAGGCGACUCAACAAGCAUGAAGAAAGCUUGAAAACAGCCAAAGAACUGCGGAAGUUGCGCAUCUACCCACAACGAAAAUAUGCAGUCAAAGCAUGAAGGGGAUGUUAGGGUAUGAAUUAGCUGCUUUACUACAGUUUUAAAAUAAAAAACCUAAAAAAAACAUGA